Lactuca virosa is the source of this 390-nucleotide messenger RNA. The record is from the annotation of a GenBank genome assembly. NCBI's taxonomy places the organism in Eukaryota, Viridiplantae, Streptophyta, Magnoliopsida, Asterales, Asteraceae.
AUGAAGUCCUCCACCCCCGGACGUUUCCGCCGUCUGGUUUGGAGGUGUGACAAUUUGGGUAAUCAAAGUGAUGAAAAUUCAAAGAAUGAGAAGGAGGUUGUGCAUGUAGACACUACUACACUUGAAAGUGGAGAGAAGAAAGUAGACUGUUGUGAUUCAGAACCAUCUGAAGAUGAUGAUUCGGAAGAGAAAUGGGUGAUCAUAGAUGAGAAAAUUGAUCUCAAUGAAGCACCAAAUGUUUUAGUUAUGGAACAAGAUGCUUUUAUGGUUCCAGAGGAACACAUAGUCAAAGCUGAUGAUAUUGACGAUAAUGCCCUUUCCUUUAACACCAAAAACCCAAGUGAUCCUUCAAUAUUGAAACCUGAAAGCAUGUCAUGUGUUGUUUCAUAG